Apis florea (little honeybee) is the source of this 5402-nucleotide messenger RNA. It is a transcript of the gene RpI1, whose product is annotated as RNA polymerase I subunit RpI1. The record is from RefSeq and is a predicted model, not a curated record. NCBI's taxonomy places the organism in Eukaryota, Metazoa, Arthropoda, Insecta, Hymenoptera, Apidae. Gene Ontology annotation, molecular function: DNA binding. Gene Ontology annotation, cellular component: RNA polymerase I complex. Gene Ontology annotation, biological process: DNA-templated transcription.
UGACAUCUCUUUUUUAAUAAAAAAAUUUCUAUGAAAUUUAAAAAAAAUAAAUUUGGUUUUUGAUAAAAAUACAUUUAUCAAAAUGGUACAACAUAAACAUCAUACUCCACGUUUAACUCCAAAACAUUUAGAUCCAAAAUGUUUAAUGUUUUCUAUGUUUACUGCAAAUGAUAUAAGAAAUUUAAGUGUUGCUAAAAUAAGAACACCUUUAUCAUUUAAUAUUUUGGGGCAUCCACUAAAAGGAGGUUUAUAUGAUCCAGCAUUAGGUCCUCUUUUAGAAAGUUCAGAUCCAUGUGGAACAUGUGGAUGCAAUGUAUUCAAAUGUCCAGGUCAUUUUGGACAUAUAGAAUUACCUAUGCCAGUUAUAAAUCCAUUAUUUCAUAAAGGAUUAUGUAUGUUAAUUAAAUUAGCAUGUUUAAAUUGUUUUAAUUUACAAAUUCCAUCUUAUGUGAAAUUAUUACUCUCUGCAAAAUUGAAAUUACUUCAACAAGGAUAUCUCAGUGAUCUUGAAAGUUUAGAACAAGAAGUAAUGAUUGUUGUUUUUAAUUCAGAUAAUCCUUAUGAUGUUGAUAUACAAUCUGUUCAAAAUGUUAUUGACAAUUAUAUUGAAAAUCUUUUUAAUAAGCAAAGAUUUAAUCAGUCUUUUGUACAAUACAAUGAAACUGACAUAAACACCAAAAAUAUUAAUACACAAUGGCAUACUUGUGUUGAAAAUGUUCUUAAACAAUAUACAACACCGAAAAUUUGUGUAUAUUGUGAAGAACCCAUAUCAAAAAUCACAACAUUAAAAAAUAAAAUAAUGACAACUAAAAUAUCUAAUCUACCUAAUGAAACAAUGCAAUCACGUGGUGUAAUACAUAAAUUAGAAACUGUAAUGAUAAUGCCAGAUCAAUCUAAAGAUUAUCUUAGAAAACUUUGGCAAAAUGAAAAAAAUUUUUUAAAGAUUAUUAUACCUUGCUUUGGAAUGGUAGAUAUUGAAUAUCCAACUGAUAUAUUUUUUUUUGAAGUAAUACCAGUUCUACCACCUAUAGUAAGACCAGUUAAUUUUAUUAAUGGACAAAUGAUAGAACAUCCACAAUCUCAAGUUUAUAAGAGUAUCAUUCAAGAUUGUCUUGUACUUCGAAAUAUCAUUCAAACAAUUCAAGAUGGUGAUACAGAACAAUUACCAGAAGAGGGAAAAGUUGUUUAUGAUCACAUAAAAGGUAAUACAGCAAUUGAAAAAUUGCAUAAUGCUUGGCAAAAUUUGCAAGUAAAUGUAGAUCAUUUAAUGGAUCGUGACAUGAAUAGAACUGCAGAUUCUGCAAAUUGUCAGGGACUAAAACAAGUUAUAGAAAAAAAAGAGGGAAUUAUUAGAAUGCAUAUGAUGGGUAAAAGAGUUAAUUUUGCUGCUCGGUCAGUUAUUACUCCAGAUCCUAAUUUGAACAUAGAUGAAAUUGGUAUUCCUGAAGCUUUUGCAUUGAAAUUAACAUAUCCAACACCAGUUACACCUUGGAAUGUUGUACAAUUAAGACAAUUAGUUUUGAAUGGCCCGAAUAUUCAUCCUGGAGCAGUAAUGAUUGAAAAUGAAGAUGGAAGUAUACAACGUAUUUCUACUUCAGAUGCUAUUCAAAGAGAGGCUAUUGCAAAACGUCUUUUAACAACAAGUGAUAAAGCAAAUAAAUUUUUUAAAGGCAUUAAAAUUGUACAUAGACAUUUACAAAAUGGAGAUAUUCUAUUAUUAAAUCGUCAACCAACUUUGCAUAAACCUAGUAUUAUGGCUCAUAAAGCACGUAUUUUAAAGGGAGAAAAAACAUUACGUUUACAUUAUGCUAAUUGUAAAAGUUAUAAUGCAGAUUUUGAUGGUGAUGAGAUCAAUGCUCAUCAUCCUCAAAAUGAACUAGCCAGAAGUGAAGGUUACAAUAUAGCAAAUGUAUCUAAUCAAUAUCUUGUACCUAAAGAUGGUACUCCAUUAAGUGGCCUUAUUCAAGAUCAUAUAAUUUCUGGUGUCCGUUUAACAGUAAGAGGAACAUUUUUUUCACGCGAAGAUUAUAUGCAACUAGUUUAUGCUGCUUUAUCUACAAUACAGGAUAAUAUAAUUCUUCUUCCUCCUAGUAUUAUAAAACCAAUAGCUUUAUGGUCUGGUAAACAAAUUAUAUCAACUGUUAUCAUUAAUAUUAUUCCACCAAAUCAAGCACGUAUUAAUUUAACAGCAAGUGCCAAGAUCAAUGUAAAACAAUGGCAAAUUGAAAAAACAAGACAUUGGAAAUGUGGUACUGAAUUUUCAAAUCCCAAUACAAUGUCAGAAGCUGAAGUAAUAAUACGAAAUGGAGAACUAUUAUGUGGUGUACUUGAUAAAACACAUUAUGGUGCAACUCCAUUUGGUCUUGUACAUUGCAUUUUUGAAUUAUAUGGAGGAACAUGUUCUGCAAAAUUAUUAAGUGCAUUUGGUAAAUUAUUUCAAGCAGCUUUACAAAGAAAUGGAUUUACACUUGGCAUUGAAGAUAUUUUAUUAUUAAAAAAAGCAGAUAAGAAACGCAAAGAAAUUAUUUCUAAUUGUAGGAAAAUUGGUGAAAAUAUUCAAAAAUCGGUGUUGGAAUUACCUAAUGAUACACCUAUGGAUAUAGUUACAUCUAAAAUGGAAGAAUCUUAUUGGAAUGAUCCUAAAUUUCGCACUCAAGUCGAUCGAAAAUACAAAAGUGCAUUAGAUAUUUAUACUAACGAUAUAAAUAAAAUAUGUUUACCAGCUGGUCUUUUGAAAAAAUUUCCAGAUAAUAAUUUACAAUUAAUGGUUCAAUCUGGUGCAAAAGGUUCCACUGUAAAUACUAUGCAAAUAUCUUGUUUACUUGGACAAAUUGAAUUAGAAGGGAAAAGACCACCUUUAAUGAUUAGUGGAAAAAGUCUUCCAAGUUUUCCUGCAUAUGAUCCAACACCAAGAGCAGGUGGUUUUAUUGAUGGUAGAUUUAUGACAGGAAUUAAACCUCAAGAAUUUUUUUUUCAUUGCAUGGCUGGUCGUGAAGGUCUCAUUGAUACUGCUGUGAAAACUAGUAGAUCAGGAUAUUUACAAAGAUGUCUUAUUAAACAUCUUGAAGGAUUAGUUAUUAAUUAUGAUUCAACAGUACGAGAUUCAGAUGGUAGUUUAGUACAGAUUUAUUAUGGAGAAGAUGGACUAGAUAUACCAGGUUCACGAUUUUAAAAAAGAACAAUUAAAUUCUUGAUAGAUAAUAAAAAUGCGAUUAUAAAUGAAGAAAUGAUAAAAAAUUUAAAAGAAGAUUCAGAUACAGAUAAAAUUUUAAAAUUGGUAAAAAAAAUUAAAAAAUGGGAAAAUAAAAACGGAAAUGCAUUACAAAAGAAAAGAAUUAGUCCAUUUACAAGAUUUUCAAUGGAAAAUAUGAAUAUUAAGAAUUCAAAAUAUAAAGAAAUUGAUAAACAAAGUGGGAGAAGCAAAGCUGCUGUUUCAUAUAUGAGAAAAUGGAUAAGAACUACUGAAGAGGAUAAAAAAUGGAUAUACAAUGAAUGUAUUAAAUGUCCUGAUCCAGUAAUGUCAAAAUAUAGACAAGAUAUAGACUUUGGUGUACUUUCUGAACGAUUAGAAAAUUUAAUAGAUGAAUAUUUAACUAAUAAAUCUAAAAAUUUUAUUAUAAGGAAGAAAGAUUUAAGAGAUCUUUUAUCUAUGAAAGUAAUGAAAGUUGUGUGUCCACCUGGUGAACCAGUAGGUUUAUUAGCAGCACAAUCAAUAGGAGAGCCAUCAACACAAAUGACUUUGAAUACUUUCCAUUUCGCUGGUCGUGGAGAAAUGAAUGUUACUUUGGGUAUACCUAGAUUACGAGAAAUAUUAAUGAUGGCAUCGAAAAAUAUUAAAACACCUAGCAUGGAAAUACCAUUUCGAAAAGAUUUAAAAAAUAUAAUAAAACGCUCAAAUAAAUUAAAAUUAAAGUUAACCAAAUGCAUUUUAUCAAAUGUUUUAGAUAAUAUUAUUGUUACUAGAAAAAUGGAGCAAUGGCCUAAAAGACAAUUAGUAUAUACUAUAACUAUUAAUUAUCUUCCACAUAAAUCUUAUAAAGGAGAAUUUUGUGUUCAACCACAUGAAGUAUUAAAAAAAACUGAAGAAGUAUUUUUCAAAGAAAUAUUUAAAGAAAUUAAAAAAGUUGCUAAAAUAACAGGUGCUUUAUUACAUGUUGAAGAAGAAAAAAAAUCUCUAUAUGAAGAUGAUGUUUUAUUAGAUCAAAUAGAACCUGAUCAAGGAACAGAAUCUAUAUUGAAACCACAAACAAAUUUAGGAGAAAUGCAUGAAUCUUCUGAUGAAGAAGCAGCAGCAGAGGAUGCAGAUGCAACUUUAAUACGAACAAUUUCACGUCAUAGAGAAAAUCAAGAAUAUGAAGAUCCAGAAGAAGAGGAAAUGGAAGACAUAAAUGAAAAAGAAGAUGAUAUUAUAGAAAACGAAACAGAAAAAUUAAGAAUUGAAGUCCCAGAACAAAAUGAAGAUCAAGAUGAUGACAUAGAAAAUGAGAAAUCAGAAUGUAUUACAAAUGAAAUAUAUAAUAUACAAAGAAAGAAGAAUAUUAGAAAUAUGUAUGUUCAUGCAUUAGAAUAUGAUUAUGAUGAGGAAAAAUUUACAUGGUGUAAAUUAACAUUUUGGUUACCUCUUAAAAUGUUAAAAUUAGAUUUACCAACAAUAAUUAAAAAUGUUGCAAAUAGAGUUAUUUUAUGGGAAGUACCUUGUAUAAAACGUGCUUUUACAUUUCAAAGUAAUAAUGGAGAAACAAUUCUUAAAACUGAUGGUAUUAAUAUCAUAGAAAUGUUUAAAUAUGAUAAAUCUUUAAAUUUGAACCAAUUAUAUUCUAAUGAUAUUUAUAGUAUUUCUCAAACAUAUGGUAUUGAAGCUGCUAACAGAGUUAUUAUAAAAGAAGUGAGAGAUGUAUUCAAGAUGUAUGGAAUUACAGUUGAUUCUAGACAUCUGUCUUUAAUUGCAGAUUAUAUGACUUUUGAUGGUAGAUUUCAACCUCUUAGUCGUAAAGGAAUGGAAGAAGCAGCAUCUCCUUUACAACAAAUGAGUUUUGAAAGUUCACUUAAUUUCUUAAAAAAUGCAGCUUUACAAGGAAAACGAGAUAAUUUGGAAUCUCCUUCUAGUCGAUUAAUGUUAGGUCAACCUUGCAAAUCUGGUACUGGAAUAUGUUCAUUAUUAGUGAAAAUACAUAAACAAGAGAACGGUGCAAUUGUAUAAAUGUAUUAAAUAUCAAUAAUCCUAUAUUUAAUAAUGUACUAGUUAUAAUUAUAUGCAAUUAUAUAAAUAUAUAAAUAAAUUUAAUAAUUAAUUUUUUACAUUAUUAGAUAAUAAGAUAAAAAAUAUUGAUGCAUAUUUUUAUAAGCUGAUUAUAUUUUAUUUUGCAAACAAAAUAUGUAUAAUAAAAUUGACAAUGUAUUAA